Molecule: messenger RNA, 789 nt
Organism: Venustampulla echinocandica
Lineage: Eukaryota; Fungi; Ascomycota; Leotiomycetes; Helotiales; Pleuroascaceae
Product: 54S ribosomal protein L4, mitochondrial
Exons: 2
Coding region: 1-789 (262 amino acids)
Biological process (GO): mitochondrial translation
Cellular component (GO): mitochondrial ribosome; mitochondrial large ribosomal subunit
Molecular function (GO): structural constituent of ribosome
Source: RefSeq, a predicted model, not a curated record
AUGUCGACAUCCACAGCUCUACGGCCGGUAGCCAGACAGCUCUUGAGAGCCAGCCGGACACGAAACAUACCCCCUACGUUCCUCCUCCCAUCGCUGCUCUCCGGUGCGCAGCAAACCUCCCCCUUCUCCAGCACUUCGAGCACCUACUAUCCACGAGACAACAACCGCGAGCGAGGCGUAUCAACACAGCGACGCACCGGUCUGCGCCAGCCCGUUUCAGUCUCGAAGACUCCCCUCCCGAAGCCGGUUCUCAAUCCGGAGAAGCGCUCCAAGGUAGAGGUCGAUCCUGAUCACGGACUAUGGCAAUUCUUCCACAGCAAGGACAAGCCGAUGAAUACCCCUGAGGAGGACCACGCGCAUGGUAGGCCGUGGAGUGUAGAGGAGCUGAGACAGAAGAGCUGGGAGGAUUUACAUUCCCUGUGGUGGGUUUGUUGCAAGGAGCGGAAUCGCAUUGUUACGGAGGCGUAUGAGAGGAAGAGGUUGAAUGCAGGGUAUGGAGAUGCGGAGAGCAAGGAGAGGGAGGCUAUGGUCAAAAUUACUAUGAGAGCUAUCAAGCAGGCUUUGACGGAGAGAUAUUAUUCUUGGAGCGAUGCGGAGGAGCUGGCGAAGACUGAUCCAGAGAUUAAUCUUUCUGGGGAGGGUUCAGUUUAUACCCCGAAGGAAUAUGCGGAGGAGGAUCUGCUAGAGGAGGAGGAGGUGUUGGGGGAACAGGAAGAGACAUCGCCUGAGAAGAAUGUUCUUCUGGAGCCUGAAGUGAAAUCGGCGGAGAAGCCUGUAGUGAGCGCAUAA